This is a messenger RNA of Sphenostylis stenocarpa, 501 nucleotides long. The record is from the annotation of a GenBank genome assembly. NCBI's taxonomy places the organism in Eukaryota, Viridiplantae, Streptophyta, Magnoliopsida, Fabales, Fabaceae.
AUGGAAAGGUUUGCUAUUGUUGGCAUGCUAUGUGCUCAUGUUGUGGUAGCUUUAAGGCCUACUAUUACUAAGGCCCUUAAGAUGUUAGAGGGUGACAUUGACAUUCCCCCAUUACCUGACAGACCAAUGUCAAUCAUAAAACUGAUCAUUCAAAAGAGGCUAGCGAAGACAGAGGGGCACUUGGCCUCAAUGGCGGAGGCGUGGGUGGAUGCGACGGUGAGGGGAGAAGGGGAAAGAGCGUGGCAACGAUUGUACCGCGCAAAUCUAGGGUUGUGCGGUGAUGGUCACGAUGAUGGGUGGUUGCCGGGAGGAGAAGGCUCCCAUGAAGGCCUUGAGUCUCGUGGGGUCAGAUUGAAGGGGCUAGGGGCACGUCUGGAGGGUGAGACCGCGGAGCCUAGGGGUGCAGUGGUUGGGGUUAGCCGGGGGGUGGUGGUGGUGGUGAGUGAGGUCGGGACAGGGGAGGGAGGGGUUGGGGUUAGCCGGGGGGGGGGGGGUGAGUGA